AAAACUGAAAGAACUAUGCCUGCUAUUUAUGCCUGUCCUGGGAAGUGUGUGAGUGAAUAUUCACAUUCUAAAGCCGAGAACCUGCAGUUUUGGGGAAGGCAGUGGCGUAGCCAAGUGGUAUCCAUGUCAGGAGGAUGUCUGACUCUUACUUCAGCUUGCCUUGCAACAAAAGACGUUCCAGGAGACACAAAGGGAGACCUCAGUAGCAUGAUAGCUCAAGGCAUCUCGGGGCUCAUGCGGCCCUUUUUAAGUGGACUGAAAGUGAGUAAAACUCACUUUGUUUAUUUCUGUGAGGUGACAGAGCAGAAUUGCAUACGAUCAAAGCAGGCGUCAAGAAGAGGCUUCAGCUCUACAUGCAAGCUCCAGAGUGCUCCUGGAGAAUCAAGCUCUGCAGAUCCAGUGAUGGUGCAUUUCAUAAAUCGAGAUGGAGAGAGACUCACAACCACAGCCAAAAAAGGGGAGAGUCUGCUGGAAGUGGUAGUCAACCAGAACUUGGCCAUUGAUGGAUUUGGUGCAUGUGAAGGGACAUUGGCCUGCUCCACCUGUCACCUCAUCUUUGAGAAAGAUGUCUUUCAAAAGCUGGAUGCCAUCUCAGAUGAAGAGAUGGACAUGCUGGACUUGGCAUAUGGGCUCACUGAGACAUCUCGCCUUGGAUGCCAGGUGCGCAUUAAGAAGUUUAUGGAUGGUAUGACAGUGCAGGUCCCUGUGGAAGUAUCAGACAUUAGGAGUCAGCUGGAGGUUGGAAAGCAAAGCAAACAGUAACUGGAAAAAGCUCCUGCCAAGCCUGUUUCCUUCAGGUGUGGUGGGACAUUUUGCUUUAUGUUAAUGGCAGUACUCUGCAGCUGAUUUACAGUAGACAAGAGAAGUCUGAUAGUAGUAUAUAUGACUGUUCAGUAAUCUCUUAUUUAAACAGAGCUAAUGCUAGGAUUUUCAACACAAGUUUUAAAUAAGUGCUUCAGUGUUCUCAUGAGCUCAACUAGAUGAAUUCCCCAGGUGGGUGGCAGCAAACAUCUGGCUGUGUGUAACUCACCAUCUCCUUUUAAAUGUAAGGAUUCCACUAUUCUAUGUAGCUACUGGGAAUUUUGUGAUGUUCUGUUACUGAACUGCAGAGCAGAUUUUUCCCAGUUUGGGAAGCUUGAGAAGAGAUAGCUGUUCCAAAUGCAAGACCGUACUACUUGGCUUGAUAACACCAACAAGUUUGGUCUGCUUAGCAGGAACAUUUGAACGCAUGUCACUGAAUUGUUGUGUUAUGCUAAUUUCUCCAAAUAUCACAUUUUCCCAUUAAUGUCCUACAGUGUACAUAAAAUAAACUACUAAUAAUCAGGCUUUUA
This is a messenger RNA of Coturnix japonica (Japanese quail), 1331 nucleotides long. Its product is annotated as adrenodoxin-like. Lineage: Eukaryota; Metazoa; Chordata; Aves; Galliformes; Phasianidae. Gene Ontology annotation, biological process: P450-containing electron transport chain. The record is from RefSeq and is a predicted model, not a curated record. Gene Ontology annotation, cellular component: mitochondrion. Gene Ontology annotation, molecular function: electron transfer activity; 2 iron, 2 sulfur cluster binding.